This is a messenger RNA of Daphnia pulex (common water flea), 672 nucleotides long. Its product is annotated as histone H4. Bases 302 to 613 code for a protein of 103 amino acids. Gene Ontology annotation, cellular component: nucleosome. Gene Ontology annotation, molecular function: DNA binding; protein heterodimerization activity; structural constituent of chromatin. Gene Ontology annotation, biological process: nucleosome assembly. The transcript has a single exon. The record is from RefSeq and is a predicted model, not a curated record. Lineage: Eukaryota; Metazoa; Arthropoda; Branchiopoda; Diplostraca; Daphniidae.
CUGAAAUUUCAGAUGUCCUAACUAGUGAAAAGUGCUAGGUAUAUGUUGGGAACCUACGGACGUUGCAGAGCUGAGCGAGUUUACUGGCUAGGGAUUGGUUAGUUCAAAAAUGGGAGGGAAAGAAUUGAUAACGGAAAUUCUCUCUUUGUCAGAAUGAUGGGCAUUGAAAGAAUUCCCUGCGGAGGUUCCCAACCAAUGGACGUUCAGCUAAAGGGAACUGGAGGGAUAUAAAAGCUUUGUACUCUUCCACUGUUGAAUCAUUCAGUAUUUUAUCAAAUAUCUGUACGGAACUCGUUUCAAAAUGACUGGUCGCGGCAAAGGAGGAAAAGGACUCGGCAAAGGAGGCGCCAAACGUCAUCGCAAAGUUUUGCGUGACAACAUCCAGGGAAUCACCAAGCCGGCCAUCCGUCGUCUUGCCCGUCGUGGUGGUGUGAAGCGUAUCUCUGGUCUCAUCUACGAGGAAACCCGUGGUGUUUUAAAGGUGUUUCUCGAGAACGUGAUUCGUGACGCCGUCACCUACACUGAACACGCCAAGAGGAAGACUGUGACGGCCAUGGAUGUCGUCUACGCACUGAAACGCCAGGGCCGUACUCUGUACGGUUUCGGCGGUUAAACAAUUAUUUUCAUUUAGACUCCGAUCUCAAUUCAAUCGGCCCUUUUCAGGGCCACAAA